Messenger RNA from Durusdinium trenchii, 1808 nucleotides. NCBI's taxonomy places the organism in Eukaryota, Dinophyceae, Suessiales, Symbiodiniaceae. The record is from the annotation of a GenBank genome assembly.
GGUUUUUAUUUAUUAUUUGUUUGUUUGUUUGUUUGCUAGCAUUUUUUUGAGAAGGUGAGACUUCAUCUGGAAGACUGCGUUUGCAAUUUUGUGUGUGAUUUCUUGUCGUUUGAUGCUCCACUGCCGUUUUGGCUUCUGCCUCGCAUCAGCCCGGGCUGCAUAGGGUGAAGUGCAGGAGUGCGCAUUGGGAUGCGAUGAUUUACUACAGGAAGGGCUAUGGCGGUAUCUUCAUUCUCUUUCGAUUGGUGGGCACCUCCUGGCCCUUUGGGGUGAUCCCUGAUUUAAUCGCGCUCUCCAUUAGCCUCAUCCUGAAUUAUGUGACCGUUUUAGAUGAAAUCAUCCGAGACAGGAAUGAAUUCAUCAGUCAUCCCUAUGCCUUUCAGCUCUUUGCCUACCUUCUAGGCUUCCUGAUGGUUUUCAGGACAAACUUCGCUUAUCAGCGUUACUGGGAGGCAAUAGGCGCCAUGCAGAACAUGGCUGCAAAGUGGCUCGAUGGAGCCUUGAUGGGCAUCACCUUUGAUGCUGCUGGAAAUCGGGAUAGGCCGCUGCUCUAUGGAGCGCAGGAUGGGGAGAGCGGUCUGCCUCAUCCCACUACGGGAGGAAAGGGUGGUCCACACCACUCUGCCUUCUAUGGAGACAUUGCACACCUCUGCAGCUUGCUGCAUGCGGUGGCCUUGCAACAUCUCCGCUCAGACUCCAACCUGGACAAUUUAGAGUUUGCGUAUCCUGAAGCACCCUCGCUCCAGUCUGUAGCCCAGAAGAUGGAAAACUUUGGAAUGCCAUCCUUCUCACCCUCAAAGAUCGGGGACACUCUUGCCCGGCAGAAGCUCCCCGUGCUGGGUGGACUCCGCCCAGAGGAGCGCGCAGUGCUGGAGGCGGACUCCCAAGGAAAUCUACUCUCCACAGAUGCGCGAGUUGCCAUGGUGGAAGGCUGGUUCAUGCGACGGCUCAUUGGCCGCCAGAAGUUCGAACAAGGUGAAUCUUCCGCCACUUCACCACCAAUUCUCAGCAGGUUGUACCAGGUGAUCUCUGAUGGAACCCUUUGGUUCGGCGCUGCCUCUAAGGUGGCAAUCACACCGUUUCCAUUUCCGUACCAUAACAUCAUCUCAGUCUUCCUGUGGAUGUACACACUUCUUGCCCCGGUGCUGAUCAAUGGCAUCAUCAUGGAUACAGUGCUUCGGUCCAUCUUCGUGUUUACCUCUGUGUUCUGCUACCAUGCAUUGCACCACAUUGGUGACAACCUGGAGGAUCCUUACCUGCCCUAUGAUCCUAAUGAGCUACCGCUGCCGGACCUUCAGCACAGCGUCAACAUGCGGCUUUGGGCGUUUGGCGUGGUGCCAGUGCCGAUAAAGGCGGAGGAUGAAAUACCAUCCAAGGACCCUCAAAAGUCAGAAUGAGGGCCGAGAGGGCCUCUCGAGGGCCGAGGAGAUAGGCACAUCCGCGGGACGCUCCGGCCGUAGAACUCCACAAGAGGGCUACCCAGAUUGCAGCUUCGUAAAGCGAUGGUAUGUGUUUUUGCCCUUAAAGUUUGCAUUGAUUUUCGUGAGGAUUAACUCGGGGGCAAACUUUUUGACCCUAAGUAGGGACUUCAUAUUUUGAGAGGGCAGAACAGGAGAUCCGUCUCGUUCUCUUCGCCAGGAGCAUCCUCAAAAGCACCAGAGCAGACUCCCACCAAGUGGAGAGUACCUGCAUUUCGAGGGUCGAUGCAGCGAUUGCCAGUAGUCCAAAGUCGUUUUGCCUGAUCGGAUUAGUGAGUUGCAACAUGUUGCAACAGCAAUCUUGAACAGGCAAUUCUGCUGACGGCUUCA